Molecule: messenger RNA, 1010 nt
Organism: Sphaeroforma arctica JP610
Lineage: Eukaryota; Ichthyosporea; Ichthyophonida
Exons: 8
Biological process (GO): intracellular protein transport; vesicle-mediated transport
Cellular component (GO): lysosome; CORVET complex
Source: RefSeq, a predicted model, not a curated record
GAACGGCACGGGGCGAAGUCGGUCAAAGAGAUUAAAACAUUCAUCACACAACUUCCGGGUUUGCAAGCCGAGCACCAGUCAUUGAGGAUACACACGAAUAUAGCAGAACAUAUUAUGGGCAAAACAAACGACCAAAAGUUCCUGAGUUGCCUGGAACAAGAGCAAAUGCUUUGGCGUGCUCAGGUGUUGCGGUUGAUGUGUUUGCAGUCGUUGAUCAACGGCGGCUUGAAGUCCAAAGUGUUAGAGCACUACCGGAAAGAAAUCAUACAGACAUAUGGCUUUGAACAUUUAGAAACGAUAUACAAUCUGGAGAAAGUGGGGCUGCUGUCCUCCACUACCGACGGUUUUAAAUACGCGAAUGUACAAAAUCUGCUGCGGUUAGUAGUCGAUGAGGUGGACGAGCUCAAUCCGGAAGAUAUUGCGUACGUAUACAGUGGAUAUGCACCGUUGUCCGUGCGGCUGAUAGAAACAUUGUCCUCGCCACCACCUAUGCCCAGGAACAUUGAAGUCGCUAUGAGGGACCUCCCUGGGCCCCACUUCGAACACGAUAACACCACAAGAAUCAUACCAGGACAAUACAGAGCACCGACGAUAAGGGUUGGCGGACAACCAGGAAAUGAAGGCGCGAAGAAGAAAGUGAUUCUCGUUUACUUCUUGGGAGGCGUGACUUACGCGGAGGUUGCGGCAAUCCGGUUUCUCGCCAAGAAAUCUGAAGGACAGAAAGAGUAUAUCAUCGCGACCACCAAUAUGAUGAAGGCCGAGAGCUUCCUGUCGCCUCUCUUCAAUCCCUUGCCAAUCCCGCCAAAGGGAUCUCGGUAGCCCACAAUACCUCCAGUAGCGUGCGUAUACCAAAGAUAGAAUCUGGACCAGCAAUGUUAAUAAAUAGUGGACUGGUUUCCGCUAAUGUGCGUCCCUGUAUUGAUAAGAGAGAGGGAUGAGAAAUUUCCAACUCAAGAUAUAUGCUUCCGUUGUCGUGGAGAAACAUACUGUGAUAUAUAAACAGAUGAAAG